Aphanomyces astaci is the source of this 539-nucleotide messenger RNA. RefSeq lists its product as hypothetical. NCBI's taxonomy places the organism in Eukaryota, Oomycota, Saprolegniomycetes, Saprolegniales, Verrucalvaceae. The record is from RefSeq and is a predicted model, not a curated record. The transcript has 3 exons. Bases 1 to 279 code for a protein of 92 amino acids.
AUGUUGGACGAAGAUCAAGCGUUGUUGGUACAAGUCGCUGCUGACGUUCCCAUUGUGGCAGAGAAAGGUCAAGUCACCCCAGCGUGGCAGGUGCAACAUCGCUUCCUUGCCUUGGUGGAUGAGCAUCGUAUCUUCGAUGCAGCGUCGGUGAAACUAUCUGGAGUCGACGAGGAGGAGACUGAUAAGCACGUGCUGUUGGAUGAUUUGGUGGUGUUAUUGGACGAUGCUAAUUGGAUCAAGGGGGGCAGUUGGUUCGAGAAAUUGCCACGAAGACCAUGAAACGACGCGUUGAAAGUGGCGACGGAGAAGAACCAAAGAAGAAGACAGCAUAGGACAAUCGCCGAAACAGUUUGGUCGCAGCUAUCGAACUUGACAGCGAAAGAGAGUCGGCCUGCAAAGACAAGGAGCUGAAAAAUUGUUGCCCCGAAAACCUGAAAUUAUCCAUUUUGAAAUUGCAGUGGCGGGAUCCCCGUAGAUGUAAUACCCGUUGAAUAUGUCAGCGUUGGUUUCGAAGUACGCUUGUAAAUUGCUAACACGAA